Messenger RNA from Rhinolophus ferrumequinum (greater horseshoe bat), 3440 nucleotides. RefSeq names its product homeobox and leucine zipper encoding (gene HOMEZ). Gene Ontology annotation, cellular component: nucleus. Lineage: Eukaryota; Metazoa; Chordata; Mammalia; Chiroptera; Rhinolophidae. Gene Ontology annotation, biological process: regulation of transcription by RNA polymerase II. The record is from RefSeq and is a predicted model, not a curated record. Gene Ontology annotation, molecular function: DNA-binding transcription factor activity, RNA polymerase II-specific; DNA binding.
ACUAGCUCGAGCAGGGCUGGGCUACACGGGCGCGUUCUCGGGGGCGGGAGGGGUAGUCCCGGUCCCGGCUUUCCGCGCGGGUGGGCUCGGAGCAGGCCGCACCGGGCGGGAAUCCCACUCCCACCCCGGAGGCCCCCUGCCCUUUCUCCCCCUUUUCCCCCGGCCCAUGGUGCAAGGCUGGGAGCCGCCGCCCGGGCCGGACCGCGCUAUCUCUGAAGGGCACAAAUCAGAAAGCAUCAUGCCUCCUAAUAAAGAGGCCAGCAGUCUUAAUACCUCCCCUGCGGGGCUCAUCUGCCUCCCUCCAAUCUCCGAGGAGCUCCAGCUUGUGUGGACCCAAGCAGCCCAGACCAGUGAGCUGGAUGGCAAUGAACACCUGCUACAAACCUUCAGCUACUUUCCCUAUCCCAGUCUAGCAGACAUUGCCCUUCUCUGCCUACGCUAUGGGCUGCAGAUGGAGAAAGUCAAGACUUGGUUCAUGGCCCAGCGCCUCCGCUGUGGCAUUAGCUGGUCAUCUGAAGAAAUAGAAGAGACUCGAGCCCGGGUGGUCUAUCACAGGGACCAACUCCAUUUCAAAUCCCUUCUCUCUUUUACUCAUCAUGCAGGGCGGCCCCCAGAGGAGGUGCCUCCUUCUCCAGUGCCGCCUCCAGAACAAGUUAGUCUUGGAAUAGUGCCCUUGACUCUUACUGAGCCCAUCCAGGUGAAAGGAUUGAAGGUAGAGCCCAAGGAAUCCCCAGAGCCAUUGAGUCACCACAAAGCAAAGGAGCCCCUGAUGGCGCCUGGCAGUGGGGCAUUCUCCCACCAAUCAGAAUUUUGGCAGGAUCUUCAAAGCAGUGGCUUCUCUAAGGAGCAGGCAGGCAGGUGUCCUGGCCAGUCACAUGGCCUAGGUACUGCUUCCUGGAACCACUCCACAGCUGCCCACCAGCCACGUACUCGGGAUAAGCCCCCGCCAAUCUCAUUACUUGCCAGUAGUUGUAAGCCGGGGUCAGCGUCUAAUGUGACUCCUUCUUCCUCUACCUCUUCUUCCUCUUUCCAGGUACUGGCUAAUGGAGCUACAGCCACCUCUAAACCCAUCCAGCCACUGGGCUGUAUCCCACAGCCACUGUCACCCACUGAACAGGCACUACCCUCAUAUGUGGAGCCAGUCUCGCCCCAGAGGCUAAGGCAUAACUCAGUACUAGGUAGGGUUGGGCCUGCAGAGUACCUUUCCCCAGAUACACGCCAGCGAAAGACCAAGCGCAAAACCAAAGAGCAGCUGGCUAUCCUCAAAUCGUUUUUUUUACAGUGCCAAUGGGCACGGCGUGAGGAUUACCAUAAAUUAGAACAGAUCACUGGUUUACCCCGGCCUGAGAUCAUUCAGUGGUUUGGUGACACACGCUAUGCCUUGAAGCAUGGGCAACUAAAAUGGUUUCGGGACAAUGCAGUACCUGGUACCCCUAGUUUCCAGGACCCAGCAAUGCCCACACCACCGCCUUCAACCCGCUCCUUGAAUGAAUGGGCUGAGACACCACCUCUGCCGAUACCCCCACCUGCACCAGAUAUACGUCCCUUGGAGAAGUACUGGGCGGCCCACCAACAGCUCUGGGAAAGUGACAUCCCUCAACUGAGUCAGGCAUCAAGGCUUAGCACCCAGCAGGUCCUGGAUUGGUUUGAUUCUCGAUUACCUGAGCCAGCUGAGGUGGUGGUUUGUCUAGACGAAGAAGAGGAAGAGGAGGAGGAAGAACUGCCAGAUGAUGAGGAUGAAGAGGAGGAGGAGGAGGAAGAUGACAGCGAUGAAGAUGUGAUCAUACAGGACUGAACGGGGGGGCUAUGGGAGGGGAGGUCUGUUACUAAAAGAUGAACCAACUUAGUAACUGUUUAAACAAACCACAUUUUAAAAAUUACCUUGUGGCAAAGAACUUGAAAAGCUUUGUGUUCUUGAGGUUGGGGGACAGGGAUGUAGCAAUGGUGGACCAGGGAGGACGAGUGUAGGGGCACAAAGUGAGGCAGGGAACUGAAUGGGCAGAAAUGCAGACCUCCAGCCUCAGUGAAGAGAGUGCUAAGGAUCUGGUCCAAAUUGGGGGCUGGGUAAAGGCUCUUGCUGUCCUCAUAUCUGCUGUCCUUUUCCCUUAGUGUGCUACAGAGAGGCCAUAUCCAUAGGAGGAUUGGAAAGCAGGAGUAAAGAAUUCUGAUUUAACUGAUGAUUUCAGUGUAUCCCCUAGUCCCACUUUUCGCUGGAAUAUAAGGCUGCCUUGCACCCCUCCUUUCCUCUCUCAGCACAAGUCCAUGCAUGAUGCAGCUAAGAAUAUCAGUCUGCCACAGUCUCACAAAUAUUUCCUCUUCCUCAUACCACCUUGACUUGAUAUAUUUUACCUGCUUCAUGACUGAGUUACACAGGAAGCAGAAUGUUUUCAUUUCUGAUACUGGGACCACUUUGCCUUGUACCUUUUUCUCUUUCCAAAAUUCCCAUUCUGUUCACUAUGUCUCAGGGUAAAUCUUCCCCCACGGAGCUUGUGAAAAAGUUUAAUAACUGGGUGGAGAAUAAUUUAGACUGGAUAUUUAUUGGAGGUGGGAAUUAGGGGAGAUGUCCUUUUAAAAAAAGUAGAAUUAGGUUACAGAGGGAUAGAGGAGAUGGAAUGGUUUCUACUGUUCAGAGGACUGCAGGUAGGCUCCAGGUUUGGUUUUACAAGCCUGACACUCCCUCCUGCCUAGCUUGACAGAUUUUUCAUCUUUUUGGUGUUGGUUCAAUUUGUAUCCAGAAGAGAGACCUCUCUAUAGCAUCUGUCUUGAGGACAGAGGGACCAGGUCUUGAACUGAAUUUAUUGAUGUUUUAGAAUGGUUUUCAUCGGGGUCAGAUAUAAAGAUAUCAAUGGGUUACCCAUCUAGACACAAGAGUGGAAGCACCAAAUUGCUAAAAUAAUAAUAAAAAGGCCAAAAACAAAAUUGUUUCUCCUCCACUUUGCCACUUCUAUGGUUUAGAGAUUAAUGGAGCCAGAUCCAUUAACAUUCUGAUCUAGUACUUUUAUUUUUGAAGCCUUGGGAUAUAUUGAGACAAACUAGAGGCACACAAUCUUUGAAAGGCAGUAGAUCAGUAUCUCUCACUAUGCAGAUUGUUUCCUGCACCUGCUACAGCACAUGCUCUUGCUCAGAAUAGGUGUGUCUAGAAAUGCCUUUAAAAAUAAAUUCAGAGUUCCAGAAAGGGUAAUGAGUUCAGCUACGAGGUCAUUCCCAAGACCUAAUUUAUUUCUGGCAGAUGCUUGCUCUCUUUACAUUUUCCUAAUAUUUUUGCUUAAGGUCUGCCUGCCAGUGGUCCACUCAUUUAAUUUCUCAUUUCUACCCCUUAGUAGCCAAAGAAGAAUAAAUACUUGAUCUCAGCGGCAGUGUUCUUUGCCCCUCCCACCAUUCUAGAGCUUGUAACACCAGUAGAGCUGCAGUGGCAAUAAAAGGGCAUCUUUUAUUACUUA